AUGUUAGCUUGUGUGUGCCAGCCUACGGAAACGGCUUUGUUAUUCAAAGGAGGGCCACCAGUGGCUAUGGGACCAUUAGGCACAGGGAAGAUAAGACAUAACCCCGCAGAUGCGAUGAAGACUCUAAAAUUACUGCCUAAACAAAUGAGAAGGUUAAGUGAGGAUAACUCGUCAUACACCUCCUCGCCUUCUCUCGUCCAGUCAUCCGGAAGCCUAUUAAAUCUAAGAAAAAUCGAAAAGAAAGCUAAAUCGACAAAAAUCUUAGUGAACCCCGUGUGCUCCGACAGUGUUGGCACUACUAGUGAUGAAAGUAACCCCCCUAAAACCAAAAAGUGGAACGUCAAGAAGAAGCGAUUGAAAUCAGACACGAGAAACAGAGAUUCGAAUCGAGAAGACUCAAUUAGCAGAGACACCGCUAAAGAAGAUAAGAAAUCGAUAUCUUGUUUCAAAAUGAAACACAACGACGAUAAAUCACGUUCGGAGGAUGACAAAAAGUCAGGAAGGGAAAAUUGUACGAAUGAAAAUGCUAGUAAUUUAAUGAAUGCAGAAAAACCUGAUCUGAUAAAUUAUUCGAGGAAUAGCAGUAAAGAGAUAUUGGUGGAUGAAAGUACUAUGACGGAUGAGUCUAUGUUGGUAGCAGAGCCUGGGGAAAAGACUGAUAGUGCUAUAGCUGUUAAAAGUAACGAGGUGAGUUGUAGUUUUUGUUUUUAACUUUAAUAUUAGAUUAUUAUAUUUGAUCAAAUACGCAUUCACAAUGCUAUACGGAAAAAUAUCCUUCAUGAAAAAUACUUAAAAAAUCCACUUGGUAUACUUAAUCGAUAUUAAAUAUUUAAAGAAUUUUGAAAAUACAUAUAUCUUAGUAAUCAAUACCUAUUCUACCUUAUUAUACUUAUAGAUUUUCGGUCGAUUAUUUUGUCUUACUGGAAAAAUGUAUCAACUUUUGUUUAA
Messenger RNA from Diatraea saccharalis (sugarcane borer), 948 nucleotides. Lineage: Eukaryota; Metazoa; Arthropoda; Insecta; Lepidoptera; Crambidae. The record is from the annotation of a GenBank genome assembly.